Didymosphaeria variabile is the source of this 1095-nucleotide messenger RNA. RefSeq lists its product as uncharacterized. Bases 1 to 1095 code for a protein of 364 amino acids. The transcript is spliced from 3 exons. NCBI's taxonomy places the organism in Eukaryota, Fungi, Ascomycota, Dothideomycetes, Pleosporales, Didymosphaeriaceae. The record is from RefSeq and is a predicted model, not a curated record.
AUGAAAGCCUUCAAAAAGCUGCUCGGUCGCUCCUCCAAGACCUCCAAAUCAAGCCCUCAAUCCACAGCAACGCCUUCCAAAGCACCAACGACAACAACAACAUCUCGACCUACUCCCGCCACAACAACUCCACCUACAACCACCACCAUGGCUAAGCAGACCAUCGUCGUCUUCGGUGCCACUGGCAAGCAGGGAGGCUCCGUCGUCAAGACCAUCCUCGCCGACCCCAAGACCGCUGCCAAGUACCACGUCAAGGCUGUCACCCGUGACACCACCAAGGAGGCUGCACAGAAGCUCAAGGAGCUCGGUGCUGAAGUCGUCUCCGCCGACUUGAACGCUCCCGAAACCAUUGCCCCCGUCCUCAAGGGUGCCUAUGGCGUUUUCUCCGUCACCAACUUCCUCGAGAAGAUGGAUGCCGCGCCUGAAAUUACCCAGGGCAAGGCUGUCGCCGAUGCCGCUAAGGCUGAGGGCGUUCAGCACCUUGUCUGGUCUUCCCUCCUGAACACUACCAAGCUCACCAAUGGCAAGCUCACAAACAUCCACCACUUCGACAGCAAAGCCCAGGUCGAAGAGUACAUCCGCGAGCUCGGAAUCCCCGCCACCUUCUUCCUCGCUGGUUACUUUAUGUCCAACCUCCCCGGCAUGUCUAUCUCAGAGCAGACUGGCUGGACACUGAACCUCCCCACCUCCAAGAACGCCCCCAUGCCCCUCUUCGAUGCCGAGGACGACACCGGCAAGUUCGUGAAGGGCAUCUUCGAGAACCGCGACAAGCUCCUUGGCCAACGCGUCCUCGGCGCCACCGCCUACUACACCCCCACCCAGAUCGUCGAAGAGCUCAAGGAAGUCUACCCCAAGACUUCCGCCUCAGCCGCCUACAACGAGCUCCCCGGUGACGUCUACAAGGGCAUCCUCGGCAGCUUCGGCCUCCCCGAGUCUUUCCAGCAGGAGAUGCUUGAGAACCACCAGCUCUUCGAUGUAUCGGGAUACUUCGGCGGAGAGAAGCUGGAUGCCAGCCACUCUAUCGUUGAUGAGCCCCUCACUACCUGGAAGGAGUACAUUGGCAAGAGCCCUGUUUUCACUGCUGUCAAGAACUAG